AGGUUGCUUCUUAGUAAUUUACAAAGGGUUCGCUCUUCCGUGAAGUACGGGCAGUGUAGUACGGCACGCUUUUCCAGGCGAUACCUGUCACUGGCGUGCGCGGACGAGCGGCUGUGCUGGUAGAGAGAGACGGUGGUCUACCACGGCACGUAGGAGAGAGAACACAUACACACACCACACACAUAUACAGAGUGCGUCACACGCACUCUCUCCUUUUCUCCUUGCGGCGCCCUGAGACCCACCACUGAGUAGCAUGGCUUCUGGUGCAUCCUCCCUGGACAGCGCUGGGAGUAGCGAUGGUGCACUUAACAUGGAGGGGGAUAGCGGGAGUUAUGGCAGUGUUGGAAGCCCAGUUGGUGGUCCCGAGUGUCGUAGCGACUAUGACGGUUUGCAGGCUCAAUGUGAUCAAGCGAUGCAUCAGCUUCAGCUACUUAGGCAUAAGCACUCCGAUACCAUAAGACGGAUAUUUCUUGCAAUUCGCAAGCAUAGUAACAGAAAAUCUGUGAACCGCAGGUGUGAGAUUACUAUGAAAGAAUUGGAGUAUUAUCGGGGGCAACAUAUAGCAGUCAUGAAUCAACUAGAAGCUACGUCGCAAGAGAGCUCUUCGUUACGAGCAAAAUAUGGCGAUCUGGCAAAUGACAAACAACGAUUGGACCGAGAGGUCCAGACACUGCAGAAGGAACUCUCGGAAUUGCAACGCAUGCAGAACCAGGAGGUUCUCGUCACCGAUGCCGCGGGCAAUGAUACUAUGAACCAGCAUUAUCUUUCCGCGUUACGAAAAUACGAAGCCGUUAAGGAUGAGUACGAUUCCCUUAGGAAACGAUACGACGAUUUGAUAGCGUCGCAUUCAUCCGCCGUUAAUAAGCUAGAGUUGUCGCAAGAGGAGGCCAAGAGACUGAAAAAGCAAUACGACAGCGUUCUCGAGGAACGCAACAGCGCAAUCCGCGAGCGCAACGGUUUGAAGCAGCAGUGCACCGCCGCGAUUCGCCAAUGGGAUAUCGCAUUGAGAGAAAGAAACGAGUAUCGCGAGGCACUCACCAAGGUGCAGCAGCAGCACGAGGAGGCGGUCAAGGAGAUCAAUCAGGCGAUGGUCCUUCGCAUGAAGGCCAGUAAGGAUAUGAAACGUCUGACCGAGGAACGAAACGCCGCCUUACAAGAAUACAGUUUGAUUAUGGGAGAGCGAGACACAGUGCACAAGGAAAUCGAAAAGUUGGGCGACGACCUUGCGCAAGCGUACGCGAAAGUCACGCAUCUGGAAACGCAGAAUAAGCAGCUCGUAGAAGAGAAGAAAACACUGUCUUAUCAAAUUGAGACACUGAAGAGGGAAAUCUCCUCUGCCUUGCAAGACAGAGACGAGGCUUUGAAGCUGUGUAACGAGUUACGACAAAAAUUCGGAGAUUACUCCGAGGGGGCUAGUAGAGACUACAAACAUCGUUUGGAAUUGAAUUCGCUCAGUCGUGAACGCGACAGCGUUAGCAAGGAAGCUGAGAAGGAGACGAAUACGAGAGACUACGCGACACGAGACAAGCAACGUAUGGAUAAUUUGGAGCAGGCUAAUCUUGAGUUGGAUAAACUCAGGAAGUCCGUCGAUACGCUUCAGGCGGAGCUCGAGGAGGCCCUUCAAGAGGCGGAGGUGUCGAAGAGGAGAAGAGACUGGGCCUUCAGCGAGCGCGAUAAGAUAGUGCUGGAGCGGGAAAGCAUAAGAACUCUGUGCGAUAGAUUGCGAAAGGAGCGUGAUCGUGCGGUUUCCGAAUUGGCCGGCGCUCUACGCGACUCCGACGACAUCAAGAAGCAACGCAACGAGGCGUCGAAAGAACUGAAAGAUCUGAAGGAGAAGAUCGAGUUUGGCGACCAUGCGUUGCGAACCAGCCAGUUAGCGCAAAUCGAUGAGAGCAAUGACUGGGAGAUGGUUCCGAUUCACGUCGAACCUGGCAGAAUUUGCCUGGAUUCGGAGCGUGGCGAUCUGGGAUUGAUCCUCGUCGGUGGCCGCGACAGUCCGUACUAUCCGAAUGAUACUGGUGUCUAUGUCGCGCAAGUGGCACAGGGUAGCGCUCUCGAUGGCAAACUACGGGUGAACGAUUGUAUUGUGCGAGUGAACAACGUUGACUGCACAUCCGUGUCGACCCGCGUGAUCUUGGAGACUUUACGCUCGUCCACCGUGAAUCCGGCAACAUUGAUUGUAAAGCGACGUCGAAUAACUAGACGAUCAUUAAGAACCACACAGCUGUCAGUUGGCACAGUGCCGCAUGGUAUUACUCUGGAUCUUGGAAUUUAUAUCUCGAAAAUAUCGCCCGGCAGUUUGGCCGCCAAGGAUGGAAAUCUCGCCGUGGGAGACCGAGUAUUAAAUAUUAAUAGUAAACCUAUGGAUACUAUAACUACCGCACACGAAGCGAUGGCCAUUCUAAACGACGAUACUGUAGACGUGCUGACGAUCACAACAUUGAAAGGUAUUCCAGUACCUUCCGCCGCCAGUUCGGAAACGGUGACGAUAGACGGUAGUUUCGUUGCGGAGAAGCAAAAGAUGGUAAACAGCUGCUCGCAAACCGAGCAGGAGAGGAUGAUGCUGAAAGCCUCGUCGGACGAUUAUGAGAGGCGAUAUUUGUCGACAAACUUCGCCGAUCGUAACGUCUACAAGGCCGCGAAAUCCAUGAGCGGUGAGAAAUCGAGUGGAAUCAGUAAUGCUUGGGACAACUUCCGGGAAAAGAUCGAUAUAGUGCGUGGUCGCAAGCACAGCAAGGAACGGGACGAGAACAAAAAGAAGGGACAUCGCAAUUCUAGCCCGAACACGUUCGAGCAGGAGCAGGACGCGAUAGCGGAGUUGGAUUCGGUGAUCGACAGCUAUCACAAAAAGGCGAGCAACAGCAACAAUGGCGUACUGAAACGUAGCAAGCGACGCGGCACCGAGAAGAUCGAGAAGAAUGGCGGCACGUGGCCGAAGGCACGCGGCGGACCCCUCAUACAAAAUGGGACCGGUACUAUAUUGCAUCCGCGCAAAUCGAAAGAACGUUUUCCUCUCAGUGUACUCCUGCAUCCACCAAAAUAUGAUAAUUAUAAUUACAAUCGUAUCUCCAACCCCAUUCCCCUAACCAACUUUUCCAAUGUCAAUAAUCGUCAUACCGUUUACAAAGCAGUGGAGACCCCGCUACCGAGCUUCACCAAGACCGGACAGCUCUUUAGCCAGAAGCCGUCGUUCGCGCCGGCGGUGCAGUUCAAGGACAUCCCGAUCGACGGCGGCAGCAAGAAGCCGCCGUCGGCGGAGUUCGAGAGCAGCGCGUCGGACACUGGGCGACUCGGUUCCGCGUUAGCGCCGUCCGAGACUAGCAUCGAUUUUUCGGUCAAGUCCGGCGGCGCUGGCCGCGACGUCGAUUCGUACUUUGCGAACAAACGGCCGCAAAAGUAUACGACCGGCAGCAGUAGCGACACGCAGGUGACCACGGAUACGCUGCAGCACAAUCGCGUUCAUUCGCAGCUCUACUCGUCGGGCAUCGGCGGCUCGUCCACGUCUGCCGCGUCGACCACCAGUGGGCCGACGUCGCGACAGCAAAUGGCACCCGGUAACUUUCCGUUUCCCUCGCAUCAUCCGUAUACCGCCUCCUCGCACUUGCAUCAUCUGCAUCCGCAUCCCACCCAGCACCAAAAUUCCCUGCCCUCGCGCUAUCCCUCGCCACCGUCGCUGCCGUCCGCGCAGUCAGGUGAAUCCAUAGGCCUGCCCGAUGCACGAACGUACUGUUUCGAGCCCCCGUACAGCCCCGGACCUUCGCAGACGACCCCGACCACCUUCGGCCACCUGCACACGCCCUCCGUAGAUCUGCACUAUCACAAGCCACGUGCACUUCCGCUCGGUAGUGUCCUAGUGUCACCCUGUGACACAUCCAUCUAUGGGCAUGGAUAUGAAGGCGGCACGUUGCCGGGCCGAAAGGAGGACCAACGCAUCCGUAUACCGUCCAACACCAGUGUUACAUCUAAAAGCAGCGUUGGAAAAUUGUCUACCGGCAGUAUAGAGAAAACCUCUGAACGUGGCAGUCCGAUGCCGACGUUUCACGUGGAAGUACUGAGCCCGGGUAGUGGCAACUCUAACAACAGCGGGAUCGGAAGCAGCGGCGGUACCGUGAGAGGAAACGGCAGUAACAGCAGUAAGCGCGCCAGCAUGCCGGAUUACUGUCAUUAUGCGCAACCACGUCCAGCGCCUGGAGAACUGCGUAGAGUCCAUAUAGACAAAUCCGUAGAACCGCUGGGCAUUCAGAUCUCAUGCCUGGAGAGCGGCGGUGUAUUUGUGUCUACCGUGUACGAGCACAGUCUGGCGUCGCAAGUCGGCCUACAGAUUGGUGAUCAGCUGUUGGAGGUCUGUGGUAUAAACAUGCGAAGCGCGACUUACCAACUGGCCGCUAAUGUCCUACGUCAAUGUGGUAAUUCGAUUACAAUGCUGGUGCAGUACAGCCCGGACAAAUACACCGAGUUAGAGGGCUCGGGAUCGUCGAGCUCAUCGGAGGCCGGUGAUGGAGCUGCGACCGGGAGCCGUAGCGGCUCGCCGACACCGUGCAACAGUCCGGAAGCACCUCGCAAAAGUACGGUGGAAACGCUGGAACCCGCCGAACCGGAACGUGACGCUACCAUCACUAUCGCCACCACAGCUCCAACUGUCACCACUACUGCUGCACCUACCAUGAGCACGCUACGUGUCGAGCGAGACAUGCGGCCGUCUGCCUCAUUGGAGGUGAGGAGCACGCAGGAGCGAGAACGCGAAAUGAGACCUUCUGCGUCGUUGGACAUCAACAUUCGCAAACCGGGACUUAGUAGCGCUGCCACGUUGGAUCGAUUAAGUCGCGCACAGAUGCUGCGGCAGAACGCGAUGAGAAGCCCGACACAGGAGGAACAGAAUCGGAAACCACCACCGAGCGGCGAGCCCCGAUAUUUGUUGAUCGAAACUAGAAAAUGCUCGAAUCUCGGUAUAUCACUGGUGGGCGGAAACGGUGUUGGCAUUUUUGUACAUUCCGUUCAGCCAGGUUGUCUUGCCGAGGAGGCCGGUCUAUUUGCCGGAGAUAGGAUUUUGGAGUACAACGGUGUGGAUCUGAGACAAGCGACUGCCGAGCAAGCUGCGCUUGAACUGGCUCGACCGGCAGACAAAGUGACACUGGUAGCUCAGUACAUGCCAGAGCGGUACAACGAGGUGAAGGAUAAGCCAGGUGACAGCUUUUACGUGAAGGCACUGUUUGACCGAACUGGCGAAGUAGGCGAUAGCCUGCAGCUACGAUUCAGUAAAGACGAUAUCCUGUACGUGGAUAAUACCAUGUUCAAUGGGACACCAGGCCAUUGGCGCGCGUGGAUAGUCGAUCAGACCGGUCGUAGACAAACUUGCGGGAUAAUUCCCAGCAAAUUUAAGGUUGAAGAGGAAUUGCUUCUACGACGGUCUCUAGGUGAUUUGGAACAGGACGCUGGCAAACGCAGCAAUACUAGCGCAAGGAGGAGCUUCUUCCGUCGAAAAAAACAACAGCAACGAUCAUCCAGCAGCAGAGAUAGUAAGGAAAUGUCGCAUCAUCUGUCAGGAGUCAAUUUGGGAUGGUACAGCGAUAGUGGGACAUUAAACGAAGAUACCCUUCCGGCGAGUUAUCAGCGCGUCGAGAGACUCGAUUAUCCUACUUUGAGACCCGUCCUGAUUAUCGGGCCACUCAGUGAGUGUGUGGUAACGAGACUUCUGCAGGAAUAUCCGGGACAAUUUACCAGAUGUCUGGCGGAGGCAAUGCAUUGUUCACAAUCAACUUUGGAACAAGGAUUACGCGAUGCGCUCUAUGUGGAUUAUAGGAAAAAGGGCAGCUACUUUGAGUGCACGACAGUGCAGGCCGUUAAAGAUAUAUGCGAGAAGAAUACACAUUGUAUUUUGGAUGUGUCCAUCGCUUCUAUCGAAAGGCUUCACCGGCACCAAAUUUAUCCUAUCGUCCUGUUAAUCAAAUUCAAGGAUAGAACGCAGAUUAAAGAGGUAAAGGACUCUAGAUAUCCGAGCGACAAAAUCAGUACAAAGGCUGCGAAAGAGAUGUUUGAGCAGGCGCUCAAGAUAGAAGCAGAAUACAAGCACUACAUCUCCGCUAUAAUUCCAGCGGGCGUAAACGUAGCAUAUAUAUGCACACAAGUGAAAGCUUCAGUAGAUGAGGAACAAAGCAAAGCGCUGUGGGUUCCUAGAGGGGGUCCCUGACACAAAAGGGGGGGUCCCCACAAGCCGCAGUGGAAGUCAAUCUAAAUUCCACCAGGGGGCCCUUACGUCGUGCAUAUACACAAAAAUUGCUAUGGAAAAUCAAUUUUUUUAUUUAUGGUCUCUUGAUUUUUGGAAGGAAGAUAUGUAUUCCACGGAUCCUCUGUUUAACGAAGAAUCGCCUUUUUUGAUAAUGCUAAUCACUCAAUUUGAUUGUGACAGGACGAAUUCUUGCAAACCAUUUUGUUUUAGCGCAUUUAACUCGUUGAAUUAUCACAGUAUAAAGCAGGUACGUACAAGUAUUUCACUUUCCGUCGCGUUUCUUUCAGUUCUUAUUUGAAAACUGAAUUUUGCUGACUUAAGUCGGCGACAUAUGGUGCUUUUUUGGCUACUAAAUUUCUUGCUAGAUUUGCAUGCUUGCUGUCGUGAUGGCAGCGCUGCUGACAGCGAUGCUGGCUGUCUUGUUUAGCUUCACACGGUGCAAAGCUGAGUAGCUAGAAUUUUAUAGAAGGCAUUUGACAUAUUUAUUUAUUUAUUUUUUGUCUUUCGUCAUAUUUAUUUUUACUUUGACAAAUUGUAGCAACAGAAGAAUGAUAGAAUAUCUGAUAUUCGAAGGGAAUAUUUUGAUCACGUGAUCUAAAGCUGCGUCUUGAUUGGUUUUUCAAAAUGAGCCAGCACAAGAUCACGCAAGAAAAAUAACAUCGGAUCUAUCACAAAAAUUCAGCAGACCAGCCAGUAGCAUAGACAGGCUACAAUUUCCAGCAUAAUAGCCAGCAAAAUAGCCAGCACCGGAGCACGCAAGCCAAUCCAGCAGCCAAAAAAGCACCGUGUGCCGCUGGCUUUAGUUAUAUGUAAAGUUUCUUUUUUUUGCAUUUAUCCGCAUCAGUAUGUCAAUAUAUAACUCAUCUGUGAUCAUCAAAUCUAUUGGGUACUUUCCUAGUGACAUAAGUCGAUAAAAGAAUCAUUUUGUUUUUAUUACUCAUUGUGUCGACUCAUGUCAUGAAAUAGAAAGCACUCAUUAAUUAAUCUAUAGAAAUCUAAACUUAUAAAAACUAUAAAUUUAUUUUGAGAGAUUAUCUUUUCCACGUUCGUUUUUGGCAUCGAUUUUCUUGACGAUUAUAACAAAUAAAAUGUUGAUAAAAUAUUGAUGAAAUAUUGAUGAAAUUGGUGCUUUUCAAAUAUCUACUUGCUCACACUUGAUCAGCUAAAGUAGCAAACAAAUCGUGUUCAAUAGUCAGUUUUUUCGAUCUUUGAUCGUGAAAUAUCAUAAGCAAUACAAUGGGGAAAUGCAGCUAAUGAAACCAAUGAUUCGUACGAGACCAUGGAUCGAUUUAAAACACUCGUCGUAUUAUGGCCCGUUAGAAAAUUGGUGGAUUAAUAUUGACGAACUGUUGAUUAGGAAAUAGAUUAUGGUCAUUUUAAUAGCUGUUACAUUGCUAAUUAACCCCUCGAAUCAACUUGAUGUACAAAUUACAAUUGAGAAAUCGAUUUUAUUUUAAGUAGCAAAA
Pogonomyrmex barbatus (red harvester ant) is the source of this 7692-nucleotide messenger RNA. RefSeq names its product MAGUK family member discs large 5 (gene Dlg5). Gene Ontology annotation, molecular function: protein binding. Gene Ontology annotation, biological process: negative regulation of hippo signaling. The record is from RefSeq and is a predicted model, not a curated record. NCBI's taxonomy places the organism in Eukaryota, Metazoa, Arthropoda, Insecta, Hymenoptera, Formicidae. Gene Ontology annotation, cellular component: plasma membrane.